AUGGCAUUAAAUAGUAUGGUACGUCAGAUAAAUGCUCCUCGUGCACAAUGUUCAACAUGUGAUGAAUCAAAUGGACUACAUGAAUGUGAUGAAUGUCAUAAACGAUUUUGUCACAGACAUCUGACUGUUCAUAAAGAAUUAUUAAAAAAAUUUGAUGAACAGGGAACACAACGUAUUCUACAAGUUAAACAAAAAUUAAUAGGCAUAGAAAAAGACUCAAAAUCUCAACGAAAUAAUCAUCCAUUAAUGAAGAAAAUUACAGAAUGGGAAUUAGAAUCGACAUCGAAAAUACAUCGUAUAGCUGAGGAAACCCGAUCGAAAGUACAACAGAUAUUAGAUGAAAAUCUUGUCGAAUAUCAAAAUGAAUUUCGAGUAAUUAAAGAUAAGUUAGAAAUAAGUCAAGGCACACACGAUUUUAAAGAUGUUGAUUUUAUAAAUUGGCUUUUCCAGUUAGUGGAAUUACAAAAAAAAUUAGAAGCUGAAGAACCAAAUAUUAAAGUUGAAAUUGAAAACGAACAUUGGAUACCAAACAUUAAUGUGGUGAAGACUACUAAAAAUGAUAAGGAAGAAUAA
Molecule: messenger RNA, 573 nt
Organism: Didymodactylos carnosus
Lineage: Eukaryota; Metazoa; Rotifera; Eurotatoria; Philodinida; Philodinidae
Source: the annotation of a GenBank genome assembly